CGAUGAUGGCCCUCCUCAGUCCAGUUCGCGAAACGGUUCGGGUUAGUUCGAAAUUGGUUGCGACGGUUCAAAGCGGAAAAUGUGGUCAUUACCGGCGACGGUGGCGAGUUCAGUGGUGAUCCUGUUCGCGAUUGGAUUCGCAGCGGUUGGCGGCGAGGGAUACGAUGGCAGUGACCUACGCAUCGUGGGAGGCUUCCCAGCGUCGCAGCAGGCGACCGUGCACCAGGUCUCGAUCCGGGUGAAAUCCAAUGACCUGAAAGCGUUUGGCAGUGGCCACAUAUGCGGCGGAAGUCUGAUCAACAACCGAACCGUCCUGACGGCCGCUCACUGUUUGGUGGAUAGCAGCAAUCGGAAACGCUCGGCCGACUACUUCCGGGUGGUCGGCGGCAGUCUGAACCGUACCGUGACCUCGGGCAACACCAUCCUGGACGUGUCCCAGGUGGUCAUCCACCAGCGCUACAAUCCCGCGAACUUCGACAAUGAUGUGGGACUGUUGAUCCUAAGUUCCAUCGUUUCCGCCAAUCACGCAACGCUUCGGCCAAUCAACAUGGCCGCAACUAAACCCAAUCCAGGUGUUUUGUGCCAAACCAGUGGAUGGGGAACUCUCACAUACGGUGAACCCAUCAAAACCAGCGUAUUGAUGGCCGUGAACGUUACCGUACAGCCGACGGAAAUCUGCAACGGAACGUCUAGCUACAAUGGGUUCAUCAAGAAUGGCAUGUUCUGCGCUGGUGACGUGCAGGGCUAUCGGGACGCAUGCCAGGGAGAUUCCGGAGGGCCUUUGGUUUGCAACGGGCAGCUGGCGGGCAUCGUUUCGAACGGAAAGGACUGCGGGUUGGCUGCCUACCCGGGGAUAUAUGCCGACGUGGCUUACUACCGCGGGUGGAUACUGACAAACGGUGCCGGCCAGCGGACAAUGCGCGGAACGGCACUAGCACUGACCAUGGUCGGGUUGGUGUAUGGAUUCGUGCAGCGAUUGAUGAUGUAAGGUGUGUUCAGUAAUAGAGAAGGGUGAUAAUAAAUUAUUUGUUUUCUAAUAAAAAAAAGAUCGAUUGCCGAGUACAUAAUCGAAAGCUUC
Messenger RNA from Aedes aegypti (yellow fever mosquito), 1078 nucleotides. RefSeq names its product trypsin alpha-3. The coding region runs from base 80 to 988 and encodes 302 amino acids. The transcript has 4 exons. Gene Ontology annotation, molecular function: serine-type endopeptidase activity. NCBI's taxonomy places the organism in Eukaryota, Metazoa, Arthropoda, Insecta, Diptera, Culicidae. The record is from RefSeq and is a predicted model, not a curated record. Gene Ontology annotation, biological process: proteolysis.